This is a messenger RNA of Pseudogymnoascus destructans, 1143 nucleotides long. RefSeq lists its product as uncharacterized. Bases 1 to 1143 code for a protein of 380 amino acids. The record is from RefSeq and is a predicted model, not a curated record. The transcript is spliced from 2 exons. Gene Ontology annotation, molecular function: zinc ion binding; nucleic acid binding. NCBI's taxonomy places the organism in Eukaryota, Fungi, Ascomycota, Leotiomycetes, Thelebolales, Thelebolaceae.
AUGAGGAAAAUGACCUCAAACAUCCCCCAAGACAAUGAUGGUCAACCGUCACGAAUGUCAACGAGACAAACCACCGCUGCAGCUACGACCGCUGCACCCACCGAUGACAUACCGGAUCGAAUGGCAAACCUCGAGAUCCAGAUGCAAGAGAUCAAGGAAAUGAUAGCCAACCUAGCGGCAACCCAGACCAGAAUACCGUCCACGCCACAGGUGGACACCGUCGAAGUUGAGGAGCGACGAACUUCCCCUAUGCGAAACACCCCCGAGACAGUUCAGUUGCCGCCUCUUCGAAACACUCGUUCUCCAUCGAUUCCGAGGAUGUAUUCCGAAGACCCUCCGAAUCGCUACAAGAAAUCCACCAUCUCUGAGAAGAUUACGCCGCUCAGCGAUGGGAUAGAACAUACCUUUAUGCAAUGGAGCGCGUCCAUUCGGGACCGCCUCGUAGUCAAUGAGGAUCACUACCCUACCGACGUCUCGAGAAGAGCGUUGAUAUGGGGGACUACGACUGGCCUGGCAAAGAAAUACCUCGAACCCCAAUACCUAUCCGCGACACAUGGGUUUCAGAGUGCCGACGAGAUGAUGGACCUGUUGGGUGCAGCUAUUACGGGACAGGUCACAGAGUCGGAAUGGUUUCGGUACAUGUGGAACAAGUUGACCCCUCAAUUCCGUAGCCGCGUAGCGGUUAUCAAAAGUCAAUGGAAGGGAGACUACCACACUAUGGUCCGAGAACUCACCGCCUUCGAUCAGGAGCGACGCCGGAACAACGAGCUAAGCUUCCCGUCCAAGAGCGGCGAGUCGAGCUCCCGAGGACCCGCUCGUCUGAGCUCAUCUAGGUUCACACCCGCUGAGCCCGGAAGAACCCAACCGCCGAGGCCUACAAGAAGCCCUCUGGUCUCCUUCCAGAGGACUCCUUUUACGCCCACGGCCCCCAAGCCGGACAUUACAGGCCGCGUGCGGACCGCCGUGCCGGCUACGUCCGGGAACUGUUUCAAGUGCAGCAAGCCGGGCCAUUUCCAAGACAAAUGCCCGCUCAACCCCACCGUCAAGGAGAUUGACCGCGAAGCCCCUGAGGACGAAGAGCAGUGGGAGGAAGCAGUCGCCCACCAGUCGGAUGCGUCCCUGGAGGAAAACGACGAGGCCUAG